Messenger RNA from Zootoca vivipara (common lizard), 3176 nucleotides. RefSeq names its product cytochrome P450 family 1 subfamily B member 1 (gene CYP1B1). Gene Ontology annotation, molecular function: heme binding; iron ion binding; steroid 17-alpha-monooxygenase activity. Lineage: Eukaryota; Metazoa; Chordata; Lepidosauria; Squamata; Lacertidae. Gene Ontology annotation, biological process: progesterone metabolic process; hormone biosynthetic process. The record is from RefSeq and is a predicted model, not a curated record.
CUGCUGCUGCUCUCGCUCCUGGCCGCCUUCCACGCGGCCAGGCUUCUGCUGCAAGAGCGGCGGCGGCGGCGGCGAUUGGAGCCGCCGGGCCCGUUCCCGUGGCCGCUGCUGGGCAACGCGGCUCAGCUGGGCAGCGCCCCUCACCUGGCCUUCGGGCGCCUGGCGGCCACCUACGGCCACGUCUUCCAGCUGCGCCUGGGCGGCUGGCCCGUGGUAGUGCUGAGCGGCGAGCGCGCCAUCCGAGAGGCGCUCAUCCGCCAGGGGGCCGCCUUCGCGGGCCGCCCGCCUUUCCCCUCCUUCCAGCUGGUGUCCGGGGGGCGCAGCUUGGCCUUCGGCUGCUACUCGGAGCUGUGGAAGCUGCAGCGGCGCCUGGCGCACUCGACGGUGCGCGCUUUCUCGGCGCGCCGCCUGCUGGAGCGGCCCCUGGUGGCUGAGGCGCGCGCCGUGGUGCGGCUUCUGGUGCGCGCGUGCGCCGGCGGCGCAUUCGUCGACCCGUCGAGGAGCCUGGUGGUGGCCGUCGCUAACGUCAUGAGCGCGCUGUGCUUCGGGCGCCGCUACAGCCACGCCGACGCCGAGUUCCGGCGCCUGGUGGGCCGCAACGAGCAGUUCGGGCGCACGGUGGGCGCGGGCAGCCUGGUGGACGUCUUGCCCUGGCUGCAGCGCUUCCCCAACCCGGUGCGCUCCGCCUUCCGCGCCUUCCGCUCCCUCAACCACGAGUUCUACAGCUUCGUGCGCCAAAAGUUCGUGCAGCACCAGAGCAGCCUCCGCCCGGGCGCCGCCCUCCGCGACCUCAUGGACGCCUUCCUCCGCCUCCAGCAGGCACAGCCUGCGCUGCCCUUGGAGCACGUGCCCGCCACCGUCACGGACAUCUUCGGCGCCAGCCAGGACACGCUCUCCACCGCCCUGCAGUGGCUCUUGAUCUUCCUCAUCAGGUAUCCAGAGGUACAGGCUAAGCUGCAAGAAGAGAUCGAUAAAGUUGUCGGCCGCGACCGCUUGCCUUCUGCUGAGGACCAGCCCCACUUGCCUUACGUCAUGGCCUUCCUUUACGAAUCCAUGCGUUUCAGCAGCUUUGUGCCAGUUACUAUUCCCCACUCCACCAUGGCUGACACCACCUUAAUGGGCUACCGAAUCCCCAAAGACACCGUGGUCUUUGUCAACCAGUGGUCAGUAAAUCACGACCCAGUGAAAUGGCCUUCCCCAGAGGAGUUUAACCCAUUGAGAUUCCUGGAUGAGAAUGGAUUCCUUAACAAAGAUCUCACCAGCAGUGUGAUGAUUUUUUCGUUGGGCAAACGUCGGUGCAUUGGGGAAGAGUUAUCUAAAGUGCAGCUCUUCCUCUUCAUUGCCAUAUUCGUACACCAGUGCAAUUUCAGUGCUAAUCCAAAGGAAGACACGAAAAUGGAUUUCACCUAUGGCUUGACUAUUAAACCCAAGCCAUUUGAACUCAACGUCACACUUCGAGAUAACAUGGAUUUGCUGGAUAGCACUGUACAGAGACUUCAGGCAGAAAAGGAUUCUGAAAAUGGCCUCCCAGAUAUGUGAACGUUGAAGUUUGAACACUGUCUGUACUCUUCUUAUAAGGAUCAUUUGCCUUUGCCUUUUUAUAUUUAAAUGAAACACAUUGAAAUAUAAUGUAUUCUGGAGAGGUAGUAGCAUGAAAAUGAAGUAAAACAAUGCAUUAUUUUUCAAAUAUGGAUUUGGUUUUAACCAUUGGUAUUUCGUUACCUCUGCAUUUCUUGCCAGGCAGAAGCAAAAAGGGCAUUCUCCAAAGUUGUUUUAAAAAUCUGAAGUUCCUUCCACAUAAGUGUUUAGUUUGGAAUUGCCAUGCUUUGUUUACUAAUUUUUUUUUCUGGAGCAUCCACAUGAUGGUGCCAUCCAAUCAUUGUUAUCCUGUGCUAUAUUUUCCUGCAGUUCUUCAGUCUUUUCUCAGACCCCAGGAAGUCUGACUUUGCAGAAGAAGACCUCUAUACCAGUGGAGAUUGUGCUGCUCUUCCAUCACUUUAGAAAGGGCAGGAUUUUGACACGACCAGUUUGAUGUAUGAUGCUGUUGAAUCAACACAGCACAAUUCACUACUGUUGAAUUGGCGCCAUUUUAUCAUCCCGGUUACACAGUCUUUUUAAUUAGCACAUUUUAAAUGCUUUACAAGGGUUUAUGUCUAUUAUUAUUGUUAUUGCUACUGUUUUUGUUACAUUGGUGAAAUACCACUUAAGUGAAAGUGUGCUAGCAGUAUAAUGCUAAAAUUUAAAAUAUGAUGGGGUGAAGUCCCUUUCUAUCCCCCAGCUAUCUGGGCAACAAUUUUUUUUAAUCCUUAAAAAAUAAUAAUUAAAUGGUGCUUUACCAUCUGAUACAGCAACUCCCUAUACUGCCAAAGGUACAAGUUGGGAUUGUAGCUAUGAGUGACAAUUGCAUUCAGUAUCUUGGUUAUAAAAUAUCUCUCCGUUGACAUGCCAGAUGUUUUUGUUUGAAGAGAUUUUAAAUAUAAGCACAAUUUCCUUCUCAAAUAUAAUUGACAUUUUCUAAAGUAAGCAGGCCCUCAUUGUGCCUUGCACCUGUUAUAACAAAUCUUGAUUGAGGCAGUGAUGUUAAAAGAUGUUGAAUAAAUUGUCUGCUUACCUCAGACUAUCGCACAUAGGGAUGUAAGGCAAUGUUUUAAAGUAAUGUUUGGAAAAUAAUUGUAUUUGACAACCUAGGUUUUAUUGGUUGAGUGCUCUGUUAGUGUCACUCAUUGAUACACAUUCAUAAAUAGGGAUGUUAUUAAUUUGCAUAAAUGCAUAUCCUAUAUAAUAAAGUCCCUGUGUCUCUGCGUCCAGAUUCCAUGUGUCCCUGGGUUACUGCGCAUGUGCCCCAGGGACACAGGGAUUGGAGGCAGAGACAACCGCCGCUCCGCCAACCGCCAACUGCCGCUCCGAAGCCCCGUCUCAUGCUGGAGGUGCGCUGCGAGGCGGCGGGAGAGAGAAGCGCUCCUCCCCCCCGCCGCCUUGCCAUGCACCGCCGGCAUGGGACAGCGCUUCCUCGGCGAAGGCAAGCAGGCGAGCUGUCUGCCUGCUUGCCGUAGCCGAGGAAGUCAAAGCAGCAGCAGGCAAUUCGGCUGGGGGACUGGCUUGGCAGCGGCAGGAAAAAGGGAAGGAAUUCCUCCCCUUCUUCCCGCCACUGCCAAGCCAGUCCCUGAGCCGAAGUA